Messenger RNA from Hermetia illucens (black soldier fly), 3224 nucleotides. It is a transcript of the gene Noc1, whose product is annotated as CCAAT/enhancer-binding protein zeta. The transcript has 6 exons. Gene Ontology annotation, cellular component: nucleus. The record is from RefSeq and is a predicted model, not a curated record. Lineage: Eukaryota; Metazoa; Arthropoda; Insecta; Diptera; Stratiomyidae. Bases 95 to 3163 code for a protein of 1022 amino acids.
GCCAUCACGCUGACAGCAGACAUAACCUGAGAGGUUGUUUUGGUGUUUACUUGGUCCACGUGAGAUCUCCGCCGGGAAGAGUUUUACCAGCAAGAUGCGAGCUAACGUUACGGGAAGUCGUCCUACAUUUAGGAAACCUGGUUUUCACAAAGGAGGCAAGCAAUGGAAUCCAGACAAAAGGAACUUUAAUUUCAAGAAGGCACCUGGUCGUUACUUUGACAAGAACAAGCCCUUCCAAAAGCACCAGCAAUUCACACCGAAACCCCCUAAUAAAGCCUUUCUGCCAACAAAUAAGAAAAUAAUAUUUGACGACGAAGGAGAAGUGUCGAAAACAAUUACUGCGCCGAAGAAGACCCCGCGAUACCUUGAAGAAGCGAGAAGAGAAGUUUACCCGGCAGAAGAAGGAAGCGUGGCGGUUAACGCAGCACCCGAAGUUGAGGAGGACGGCAUCAAAUGGUAUCAACAUUACGCCCAAUAUAAUACAAACGCAGACCUAGUAGAGCUGAAGGAAAAUGAGCUAAAUGCGUUGACGAGCGCAUGUAAAUUGAGCUUUGAGUCCGAACUCCCGCAUUUCAUUAAGAAAAAUCCAUCGGACGCCAAGUGGUUGCAGACAGCUUUGCAUAAAGGCACAGCCAAGGAUCAGGUGAAUUCGGGCGCUUUGCUCGUACACACGAAUCCUCUUGCAAACUUGGAUUCUUUAGAAAUUUUGAUCGGACUCUGCAAAGUAUCGAAUCGUGCUAGCACCGAAGGGUUAUUCGUCAUCUCUGAAUUGUUCAUGGAAGUGCUGAUUCCAGCAGAUCGUAAGCUUCUGUCGUUAUCGUUGCGGGGAGCAGAUUGGAAAGCUCUUCGUUCGAAUGAAAGUAUUCCAAAGGAGACUAAGAGUAAGAUAUAUGCAUUCUGGCAUUUUGAAGCAGCCUUAAAGGAACUUUAUUUCGAAUUUUUGAAAAAUGUUCAACAAUGUCUUCAAACUGGACAGGAUCCGGUAAAAAAUGCUGGUAUUGUUUGUGUAUCAAAGCUCCUUUGUCAUGGUCCCGAAAAAGAACAAUUAUUACUUUCAAUGCUCGUAAACAAGCUUGGAGAUCCUUCGAAUAAAACUGCCGCAAAAGCUUUGCAUCAUCUUUCCGUGGUCGUAUUCAAGCAUCCAAACAUGUGUGGCGUAAUAACAAAUGAAACAGAGAAACUCCUGUUCCGCAACAACAUUUCAGAGCAAGCGCAACAUUUCGCGCUCUGUUUCCUCUCAAGGAUCGCUCCAAAUGGUAACCCAGAUGUGUGCACGAAAUUAGUGAACAUUUGCUUCGCAUUUUUCAAAGUGCUUGUUCAAAGGGGUGCAGUUAACAACAAGACAAUGCAAUCAAUCCUAAGAUGUUUGCAGAAAGCGAUUGUCGAAGCCAAGCCGAUCGCCGGGUCUGCAGAGAUAAUGAAUAAGGAAAUGCAGGACACGAUUUAUCGUCUGGUUCACUUGGCUGACAUACAAAUUUCUAUUCAAACAUUGAGUCUGCUUUUGCAAUUGAUCUCGGCUAAAGGGGAGAACCCUGAUCGGUUUUAUAAUGCCUUGUACAGGAAGAUGACGGAUUUGAGAAUAGGAGGGAUUGGAGCUAGAUGCGCAUCGCAGUUUUUCCACGUAAUUCAUCGUGCCGUCCACCUUGAUAUGAAUAUCCCGCGAGCUAUGGCCUUCAUUAAGCGAUUGUUGCAGAUUUCCAUGUAUAUGCCACCACACAUGACAAUCGGUUGUAUUAUUGUUGCAAAUAAAAUACUGAAAGUGCGACCGGAACUGAGGAAAAUUGAUCCACUAGUCCAGUUAGACGAGCUGCCGGCAAAAGUUGAUACUGACUUGUCGCGAUUUGAUGAUGAUGAAGAUGAAAAAUAUGAAGAUGUAUUGUCUGAUUCCGAGGCUGAGAAGAAAACAAAGGGCGAAAAGGAAAAAGUGGAAGCAUCAUGGCAUCAUUUGAAACUAAACAAGGAAGACUCAAAGAAAGAAGGUGUUCAAAUAAAGGAUGUUGCUGAGACAGGUUAUGAUCCGUAUCAUCGUGUGGCAGCCUAUGCUGGAGCUCAAUUUAUAAAUCGAUUCGAGCUGACAUUACUGCAAAGGCAUUUUCAUCCGACUUGCCAAGUCUUCGCUGAUCUUAUUAUUGCUGCAAAGGGCAUAAACUACUAUGGCGACCCGCUACGUGAUUUCACUCUAACACAUUUUCUCGAACGUUUUUCAUUCAAAAAUCCAAAGAGGUUGAACAACCAAGAUGGAACAAAAUCACCAUAUGGAAAGUCCUACGUUCCGCAGGGCGGUCGGGCCCAGUCUGUGCACUCCCUUACUAAAGACAAUUGUCCAGAAGAAGAACUUUUUAUUUUCAACUAUUUAGAAAAGAAACGAGAACGACAGGUCGUUGAGAAAAAAGAUAAAACCGAAGAUGAAGAUGUUGAAUCAGUGGAUGAUGAUGAAUUCGAAUCCUAUUUGGAUAGUCUUUGCAAAACCGAUGCAACGCUUGAUGAUGGGGACGAUGAUAUGGAUUUCUAUAAGGAAAUGAACGAAACUCUGAAGAAAGGUGAUAGCAAGUCCGGAAAGAAAAAGCAAAAGGCAUCAAAGGCUGAUGAGGAAGACGAUGAUAGUGAUGUCGAAAUGGAUGACUUCAGUGGUGGAGAAGAAGGUAGCAUAUCAGAAGAUGAAGAUGGGGAAGCUGUUGGCAGUGAUGGUGAAGCUAUCGGCAGUGAUGAUGAAGGUUCCAUCUCUCUGGAUGAGGCUGAUUCUCAACAAUCGGACGAGGGAGAUGAUUCUGGCAAAGAAGAUUCCGACGACGAUGGUGAUUCCGAUGCUGGUAAUAGUGAGGAUGAAGAGGACGCGAGUAUGUCAGAGGAUGAUGAUUAUGAGCCAUCCCAAAAGAAAUCAAAGGGGGCUCUGAAAACAGAUAAACAAUUCACUAAAACAUUGAAACGUUCAAGUGAUAUGAGUUCACUAUUUGCUGCGGCUGAUGACUUUGCAGAACUCCUAGAAGAGACAGGGAAAGAUAAGCAACAUGGAACAUCGAACGCCAUUUUUAAUAAAGAUAAAUCUUCGGCAAAACAAUUGAAAUGGGAAGAGAAACGACAUCAGAAUAUUUCUGGCAAGCCAAGAUUUAAUAAUAAGAAAUUUGGCAGAGGUGGAAGGCAAAGUAACUUUAGGAGGAAAUAAGAAUGUGCCAGAUUUAUAUGUUUUUAAUACUUAAUUAAAGUUGAAUAAAGAAUAAAAUUAA